UCACACUCUAUAGUAUCCCUCCAGUCUCCCCACUCGCUAUCACUUGAGAUUAUGCCAGCCAUCCCCUUCCUCAUACUCCCUAAUGCUAGAUGCCUACAGCUAUGCCACAAAUCGUCCACGGAGAGUGUGCCAAUGGCGGAGCCGGCUCUCCUGGAACACAAGCUUGCCCACCUCUUCGACCAUGGCUUCCUUCUUGUCGCCGUGACCUGCAGCUGGCCGACGACAACAGCAACGUCGACGUCGCUAUUCCUGUGGACUCAUCCGAGAACAACAUCGUCCACCACCACCAGUCUCCGGACCACUGUUGCUCCGGUGAUGGCUCUUCCGCCGCCGCCUUGUCCUCCUCCCAUCCUAACGCUGCCGCUGCUGCAGUAUUUCUCAUAUUUUGGAGCGGUGGUUUUUUCAUGGGUAGUUUUGGAGGCAUGCGUGGGAGCGACAACACAAAUUUCACCACUCAUAUCGAACACAUCCUACCAUUUCUGUCUCUCUACUAUUCAGGGGUCCUGGUGUCGCAUGACUUGCUUGUGAGUAAAGAACGACCACACCACUGCACAAUCUUGGCGUGCUUUGUUCUGGAUCAGUUUAUUACAGAUGUCAAGGAGCUUGUGACCUCUGUGUAUUGCUUCUUGACAAGGAAAUCGGUGAUGGUUAGCCUUCUUGUGCUGCUGUUUUCUGCUCUUAUUUUCGGUGCUUUAGAUCUGGCGCUCAAUAAAUGGUCAGGCAUGAGAAGGGCGAGUGACAGCGCAAUUUUACACAAUUAUUAUGAUGAGUCUCAUGGUAGGACGUUACUUGCAUUUAACCUUGACAAGGAUAGAGUUGAUCUGAGAAUGACAGCGGUGAAUGCUGAUGGCUCUGGACAGGAUCAGAAAGCACUUGCACAUUGGAUCUCAGAUCAUAACAGAGAUCGGUCAGGCAAAUAUUAUGUCACAGACAAGCAAAAAAGACCACAGAAGCCUCAUCUGUCAAAACACAAGACAAUCAAAACUGGCGUGGCUUGGUGGAUUGUCAUAGCUUCAGCUAUCUUUGUUGUGGUGGUGGUCUGCUGUAUUGCUGGUCUGCUUUGGUACAAGUGUAGGAACAGAGCGCAACAAAAUCAGCCCCAAGUUCAACUUCAACUCUGCAGAGUAAAAGGACCUAGGCCAUUCAAAUACAACGAGCUGGCGGCUGCUACCAACAAUUUCUCCGACGAGAACAAGCUUGGGCAAGGAGGGUUUGGCCCUGUGUACAGGGGCUUCUUGACGGACCCGGACCGCCAUGUGGCUGUCAAGGUGCUGUCUGCAGACUCUUCUUGGCAAGGGCACAAGGAGUUUGAGGCAGAAGUCAAAGUCCUGACCCAGCUGAGGCACAGGAACAUCGUGGAGCUCGUCGGCUGGUGUGACAGUAAUGAAGGCCUCCUGCUCGUCUACGAACUGAUGGCCGAAGGCAGCCUUGACAAGCAUCUUUACAACCCUGUUAGAGUUUUAUCAUGGCAACAGAGGUACAAGAUUAUACUUGACUUGGGCUCUGCUUUGCUCUACCUCCACCGGUGCUGCGACAAAUGCAUCGUCCACGGCGACAUCAAGCCUGAGAAUGUGAUGCUUGACGCCUCAUACAACGCUAAGCUCGGUGACUUCGGGACAGCAAGGCUCAUCGAGCACGGAGCAGAGCCACGAGCCACGGAAAUCGUUGCUGGGACCCGUGGGUACAUCGACCCAGAGUUCGUCAACAACCACCUUCGUUGCCCCGAGGCAGACAUCUACAGCUUCGGCGUUGCCCUGCUCGAGAUUGCUUCUGGCAAACGGCCGGCGUCGAGAUCCAGACAGCCAGAUGAGGCCUCUGCGCUGCUAGUCUGCAGGCUCCGUGACCUGUACGAUCAGCGCAUGGUUCUUGAUGCAGCAGAUGCCAAGAUGAACGGCGAGUUCGACCAGCAGCAGAUGGAGCGUGUGCUUGUUAUGGGUCUCUGGUGUGCGCAUCAGGACCCGAGCCAGCGACCGUCCAUUGUGCAAGCUAUGGAUGUUCUGCGUUCUGCAGAUGCAAUGUUGCCGGUGCUUCCAGCUAUGCGCGAUCCGCAGCGCGUUCGCAUCUUGAAGGAACAGGCUUACGGCGAUCUCACAGGUGAUGGUGCUGCUGUGGAUGUCGUCGCUGCUGCAAGUACCUGCUACCUUACUUCCAAGGAUUCAGCGUAUCUGCUUGCUGAGCAAUGAGGGUUCUGUUGAUCACAAGUUACUAUACAGUAGUAAGUACCUUUCUAGAUCCCAGUAAGCUUAACUUUUUCAAACCGCUAAUCCUGUGGGUGUUAUGUAUGUAUAUGUAUCCAGCUCCACCAAACCCCAUGGCAUGCAGGAUCUGUGUUGUAGCAGAAUCUUUUUAUGCAAAAAAAUGUUUCUGUCCUUAAUGUUCUGUCAGCAUAUAUAUGCCCUGUCUAAGAUUGCUUUAUACUGUGGUACCAGUAGUGAUAGGCGAUGUCCUAUGUAUUAUUAAGAAAACAUUAAGAUUGUUGAAACUUAAAGUAAGACAUGGUUUCUAAUUUGUUUUGUUAAUGGGACCUCAUCAUCGUUUUAACAAAGGUUUUUUUAGAUAAUG
Sorghum bicolor (sorghum) is the source of this 2562-nucleotide messenger RNA. RefSeq names its product probable kinase CHARK. Bases 90 to 2183 code for a protein of 697 amino acids. Gene Ontology annotation, cellular component: plasma membrane. Gene Ontology annotation, biological process: protein phosphorylation. The transcript has 2 exons. The record is from RefSeq and is a predicted model, not a curated record. Lineage: Eukaryota; Viridiplantae; Streptophyta; Magnoliopsida; Poales; Poaceae. Gene Ontology annotation, molecular function: protein kinase activity; ATP binding.